This is a messenger RNA of Durusdinium trenchii, 1469 nucleotides long. The record is from the annotation of a GenBank genome assembly. Lineage: Eukaryota; Dinophyceae; Suessiales; Symbiodiniaceae.
GGUCCUCAUCUCAGCCUUCACAAAGGGUGACUCGGCAUCAUGGCGUUGGCGGUCAUGGCCGCCUCAUCCAACAAGCCGGCCUCUGCCUCGAAGGUCAAGAAGGCACCACAGAAGAUGGAUAGCAAAAAGGCCUUCGAGAUUCCAGGGCUUCAAGCGCGGCCUUACCACGACGAUGAGUUGCAGGUGGCCUUUGAAAUCAUCGACCUCGACCGCCACGGUGAGAUCGGUGCCACGGACCUCCGACGCGCCUUGCAGCUUUGUGGGGAGCCAGAGCCCACGGACGCUGAGAUCCAAGAGAUGAUCCGUCUCAUGGAUCCUGACGGCAGUGGCUCGAUCGAGUUCGCAGAGUUCCGCAGAUAUUUCGUGGAGCCGCCUCCGCUCUUUCGGAACUUCGACCUGCACCGCCGGGGCGGCUUUGGAGAGGCGCCCGACGAGGAGGAAGAGGAGGAGCCGCCGCCCCCAGACACCCUGGCUUUGGUGGACGGUGGAGAUGCCACUCCUGCGUUGGCGCGCUUGGAGAGCCGGAAAAAGAAGUUCACCUUGAAGGAACAUGCAGAAGGUGAUCCACGGGCGCCCUAUGUCAAAGAGUUGGCCAAGCACGGCAUCACUCCAGAGUUUAUCCGUGAUGUCUACCAAACCUUCGUUGAAAUCGACACCAAAGACACUGGCUUCAUGAGCUUUGAGGCUUUCUGCAAGGUCUUCAGCAAGAAGCCCUCCCCAGAGAUGCGGGAGAUCUUCGAUGCCUUUGACGCCGACCGCGAAGGAGAGUUGGACUUGCGUCAGUUUGUCAUCGGCCUCUCCACGUUCGCAAAGACUGGGCUUGAAGAGAAGGUUCGAUUUGCGUUCAUGAUGUACGACGAGGAGCAAGACGGGUCCGUGAGUCGGGAGGAGCUCUCGGAGAUGCUGCGGGCCAUGGCGCCGUACCUGCGCAGUGCUCACCGGGACGCCCAUCUGGAAAGGGUCUAUGCGCUGCACAGUCUCCACCCCAAUUCACGGGUCUCCUUCGAUGAGCUCAUGGACUACUUGGUGGAAAACCAGGACUUGAUCAUACCUCCCAAGAAGAAGAAAAAGAAAAAGCGGGAUGAGGAGCAGGAGCAGGACUUCGUAUGAUGCCUGCCACUAGCCGCACUAGCAUCUGUGUGAUGCGCCACUAGCUGCACCACUUCCGCUCAAAUCUGGUUUAGUCGAGUAUGUACCAGUCACAUUGAAGGAAGCAGUGAAGCUGAUGUUAAUGUGCUGGUUCUACUUAGAGCAUCAUGAAAAAUGAUGCUCUUCAGCCAGUUUAGCGCAAAGCGCCCCACGUUGCUCGUUCAAAAAGUUGGAUGAUUUGAAUGUGGAUGAUCGAUCCCUCGCCAGAGGCCAUAAGGAAGCUAUUAUUUUCAGAAGGACUCCCAUAGCACAACUGCCUUGGCACAAGAUCAAGUGAUGUUAAAAAAAAAACACCCGACCAAGGAAACAUGUAAUGAGUG